AUGGACCCCAACGUUCCCGGAUUCCCUUCUGCGAUGCAGCAGACCGCGGGUUUUCCUGUCACUCCCCAAAAUCCACAGCAGUUCCCCUACUAUCCGAAUGCCAUUCCUCCGUUUCCCCAAUCCAAAGCUGUCUCUCAUCCUCCACAGCAGCAACACCAGCAUACUCCUUUCGGUGCCGUGCCCAUGCAAGCCGGUCCUAGUGGAGCAAUGAUGCCGUCCGGGUUCCCCCAGCAGUCAUCCGGACCCCACGCCAACUUCUCUGCACCAUUUGCCCAGCCACCUGUGCCAGCAACGUCUAUGAGCCAGUAUCUCCCUCCCCAGGCGACUGCGACAUCGACUCUUCCCGCGACUACAGCGCAAUCCUUUCCGCCCAACAUGGCUUCGGUACCGGCGACUAACAUGAUGCCCGCGCAACAGCAACAGCAACGGGCAGCGCCCCAGCAGAACCCAUUGUCGAGCUCCGCCCAACCUGCUCCUCAGUCACCUGCAACGACCGCGCGCGAGAAGGCUCGUGUGACUACGCUGUUGGACAUAAACUCGAUGUUGCUGCAGGAAGUCAUGAAUCUUCAGGCGGCUGGCAAGGCUGGUGCGCCUUCGCAAGGAGCGUCAGAGUCGAACCCGUCGCCUGGUUCAGAUCAGACCUCGGAUAAGCCCACCCAGCGGCCAAGCGCAGAAUACCUCGAAUGUAUGCGUCGGUUACAAGCCAACUUAGGGUACCUUGCAACCAUUGCCGACCGGGCUAAGAAAUCAGGGGGAGUUCCUCCUGCCGCACCGGCGAUCAUGUCACCGCCUCCAAACAUGCCUUCAAUGAAUGAGAUCUACAACAAACUCAACGAGCUCUUCCCUCGGGCCGCGCAAGGUGGUAUAGGGACACCCCAGCAGAGUCCACAAUCAUUGCAUGGCAAUGGCCGGCCCAGUCCUUCUCCAGCUGUUGAACACGUUGUUUGA
This is a messenger RNA of Aspergillus luchuensis, 948 nucleotides long. RefSeq lists its product as uncharacterized. Bases 1 to 948 code for a protein of 315 amino acids. Lineage: Eukaryota; Fungi; Ascomycota; Eurotiomycetes; Eurotiales; Aspergillaceae. The transcript is spliced from 2 exons. The record is from RefSeq and is a predicted model, not a curated record.